Theobroma cacao (cacao) is the source of this 903-nucleotide messenger RNA. Lineage: Eukaryota; Viridiplantae; Streptophyta; Magnoliopsida; Malvales; Malvaceae. The record is from RefSeq and is a predicted model, not a curated record.
UUGCAUAAACUAGGAUUACUUGAUUUUCAUACAUGGAUUCUUCAUUCUUUCAAUACCCAAAUCUUCAAUUCUCUCCUGCUCAAUCCUCUUCUUCCUAUGUUUCUCAAGAAAACUUCUCACCAGAGUACUUCAAUUACCAAAACCAAGCCCUUCCUUUCAAUGAAAAUGACUCCCAAGAAAUGCUUCUUCUAGGAGUUCUAAACCAAGCCCCGGCAAACUACUUUGAUACCACAUCUGUUAAUAGUUUCGGAGAUGAUAAUGAAGUGAAUUCGCAAGCUAACGAAGAGGAGACAGGAAAGGAGAUUUCUUACAGAGGAGUUAGGAAGAGGCCAUGGGGAAAAUAUGCAGCUGAGAUUAGGGAUUCCACAAGGAAUGGUGUUAGAGUUUGGCUUGGAACCUUUGAUACAGCUGAGGCUGCAGCUUUAGCCUAUGAUCAGGCUGCAUUGGCAAUGCGAGGUCCAAUGGCUAUACUCAAUUUUCCAAUGGAUAAAGUUUAUGAAUCACUUCAAGAAAUGAACUAUGGGUUUGAAGAAGGUUAUUCACCUGUUUUGACAAUGAAGAAAAGGUACUCGAUGAAGGCCAAAAGAUCAGGGAGCAAGAAGAAGAAAGAGAAGGAAAUGGGGAUGGAAAAUAUCCUGGUGUUGGAGGAUUUAGGAGCUGAUUAUUUGGAGGAGCUUCUAAGUAUAUCUGAGAGUAGUGCAACUCCUUAUUGGUGAAUAAUUGAGUGCAUUUUCUCUUCUCCUUUUGUUCUUCUCCCUUUUCAAAUUAGAUGGUGCAGAAGGACCAAUGUUUUAGUUGGAUAAUGCCUUUGAACUUGUAAAUCUUUGAGAUGAUGAAGGAUCAAAGUUUUGUGCUAUGCAGAAUUUUGUCAACAUUACACACUAGUUGAAAUUUUCCAAUAUA